UCCUAAGCUAAACGGAACCCUCUAGAACCCAAAGUUUUUCUCUUUCAAUUCUUCCUCAGUCAAUUCAACUCCCUUUCAAUUUCAACCCUAUCUCUGCUCUCUUCUUCUUCUUCUUCUUCAUUUUUUGGGUCUCUCUGUUUACAAGCUUUUCAGUUAUGGCAUCGAAACGCAUCGUCAAGGAGCUCAAGGAUUUGCAGAAGGACCCUCCUACUUCCUGCAGCGCAGGUCCCGUGGCGGAGGACAUGUUUCACUGGCAGGCAACAAUCAUGGGACCUCCUGAUAGCCCAUAUACCGGUGGUGUAUUCCUAGUUUCAAUUCAUUUUCCUCCUGAUUAUCCAUUCAAACCACCAAAGGUUGCAUUUAGGACUAAGGUAUUCCACCCAAACAUCAACAGUAAUGGAAGUAUAUGCCUUGACAUUCUAAAAGAACAAUGGAGCCCAGCACUAACCAUUUCUAAGGUCCUUUUGUCCAUUUGCUCACUGUUGACGGAUCCCAACCCUGAUGACCCGCUUGUGCCUGAAAUUGCCCACAUGUACAAGACUGACAGGGCUAAGUAUGAAGCCACUGCUCGUAGCUGGACACAGAAGUAUGCCAUGGGAUGAUCAUGCUCCUCCUUUAGCUGCACAAUCAUGAUUUUUAUGAAGAAACAAAAUUUACUUUUAAUGAAUGUUUUAUCUUUUUUUGUCAGUGUAAAUCAACCAUGGUAAGGGAAUUGAUUGUCACUUUGUGAAUAUUUCUUUGCAAGACAUCGGUCAUGGUCUCAUGGAAGAAAUUGUAUUAUAAUGUCACAAUUUUUCUGCUUGUUGACUAGCUAUUCUAAAUGAUGGUAAUCAAAUUAUAGUUAGGAACAGGUACUAUCGGCUUA
Molecule: messenger RNA, 865 nt
Organism: Glycine soja
Lineage: Eukaryota; Viridiplantae; Streptophyta; Magnoliopsida; Fabales; Fabaceae
Product: ubiquitin-conjugating enzyme E2-17 kDa-like
Exons: 4
Coding region: 156-602 (148 amino acids)
Biological process (GO): protein polyubiquitination
Cellular component (GO): nucleus
Molecular function (GO): ubiquitin conjugating enzyme activity
Source: RefSeq, a predicted model, not a curated record